AGGUUGGCGAGGUCCCAUAGGGUGCAGCUGACGCCCGUACCCCAAGCAGACAGCAAACAGUUUGCAGCGGCAGAGCAGGAGUGUAUGGCUGGUCGAACGCCGGAGUUACUGUACCGACAAGUUGCUGGCUGGCUGGAAGUUUGCUGAUGCGCAUUCCUCACGCUCCGGGCGCCCGGCCAGGCGAUAGCACCACACAGACACACCACAACGCCACACUCGGAAGCACGUGCGUGCAGGGCCAGCGUUGAUCAGGGCCGGGCAAGCUCGGGCCAAGCCCUGGCAAUGUUUCAUGUUGGUGCAACCGUUGCUCGAUGUAUUGAUUGCAUGCGUACCGUGGCGAACAGAUGCAGUCGCUGAAGUGAAGUUCUGGACCUGGCAGAGCGGGCCUGGGCCACGGUGCCGGGACAGCGUGGCAUCAGAAGCUGGACGAGCUGGACAGCGUGGGUUUAAUCAAGAGUGUAGAUAAAUGUUGCGUUGCUGUAUUUUUUCAUGUGCACGCUCAACGUUUGCGUAAAGCAUCUCUAAUCAACCGCGAACAGACGGCCCCUUUUCGCCUUCGCCCACGUUGCGCACAUACCGUGUGCACACAAUGAACUCAAAGGCUACUGUAUAACUUUCUGCUUCAGCGCUGUCAAGGAUAUCUACAACCUUGUACCCUGGCCGAGAGCCUCGAUGCACAUGGCCGCGCUCCUGCUUUGCCUCCACCGCUAGUUGCAGACACCGCAUACUACUGCUGUUACUCCGGUGCAUAUACCUUCGAGAACGAUGGUCGCACCAGUCACUGCCGACUCUCGUGGGACGGCCCCUCCGCUGACAACCGACGCCGAUGAGCAGCUGUCGCGCCUGCCCCCCGACCUCAUCCACGCCCACGUCGCGCCACAGCUGCCGCCCGGUCAGCGGCUGGGCCUGCGCUGCGUGUGCAAGGCCUGGGCUCGCGCCCUCGAGGCCACCACCCCCCAUGUGAACCUAGUAAUGGAGGCUGGCUGGAUGCGGCAGCAGGAGGCCAAGGCCGCCGCAGCCGCAGCCGCAGCCGCAGCCGCGGCUGCCGCAGCCGCAGUGGCGGCAGGUGGCACCAGCACGGGCGCCGCAACUUCUGCCUUGCAGCUGCUUCCAAACGAGGACUCGGGCAUGGACCCGGACGACACGGACUCGCCGCCAGACGACGACGACGCCGCGGAGCCGCAGGGCCGGGAGAUUUGGACGCACGCCGACCUGGCGGCGCGGCAUGAGGAGGCGCAGGGCUCCGUCCGCCGCGUGCCGAACGCCGAGGUGGACCUGGCGUGUGCCGGACUUGGCGGCGCCGGCUACGGUGCCAGCGUGGCCCGGCGCUUCGAGGGCGCGCGGGCGCUGCGGCUGUGGCUGGGCGGCCGGCCCUGGGGCGCAGACAACCUGCUGCCGCCCGCAUGGGACCAGCGGGAACAGCAAGGCACGGGCGAUGCCAGCGUUGCCGCUCCCGGCAGCAGCAGCAGCAGCAGCAGCAGCAGCCACCAUAGCACCGUGUGGGGCCGCAUCGGCAAUGUCGUCAGCAUGGGCGGCAGCGGCAGUGGGCCGGGCGCGUUCUCGGUGGCGGCGUCGCGGGGGCUGGCACAGGACGUGCGCGACACGGCCGUGUGCUUCGCGAGGGCGCCCUUCGCGGCCGGCCACCGCCAGAUCGUGGGCAGCGUGGUGGCCGUCAUCUCAGUCGCCGCCAUGGCUUCCGCAACCGCGCUUCCAUACCUGGUGUAUACAGCUGUGUGCCUGUACGCGCUUGCGUUCUGUAAGGAGCUGGUGCGGCUGUCGCGCGUGCGCGCGGCGCGGGCGCGGGGGCAGCGGCAGGCGGUUGGCGCGGCUGAGGGCUGGCGCGCGGCAGUGGCGGCUGCGGAGCGUGACGUGCGGUGGCGUGCGGUGCACUCGCCGGCUGAGGACGCGGCGGACCGAGGCCGCAGCGUCUUCCAGAACAUGGCACGUGAGCGGCCGGGCCUGACGGAGUGGCCCUCGCUGGCCGCCUGCCUGGCAUGGCUGUCGGCUGCCAGGAAGAAGACGCCCCGCCGCGCGGCGGGCGCUGGUGGUGGUGCAGCUGCCGUUGGCGGAGGCGGCAAAAGCGGCGGCGGCGAUGCCGGCGGCGGUGGCGGCGGCGGUGGCGGCGGCGGCGGACUGCGGCGGCUGACUCACCUCAGCGCGAUGAUUGUGUCGUACACGUCAGAGCUGGAGCCUCAGGCUCUGCGGCAGCUGGCCUCCCUCACGCCCGCGCUGCAGGGCCUGGCGCUGCACUGCCGCGAGUCCCUGGCCGGCCGCUACGGCCCCACCUGCAUGGUCUCGCUGCCCUCCCUCACGCCCCUGGCCCCGCUGGGGGCCACCCUGCGCACGCUGGUACUCAGCGGCGUGUGCCUGGGCGAGAGCUGCCACCCCGGCCUGGGGCCCGAGGUGUUCCGCUCCGUCAGCAGGCGGGCCGCGGGGCUACCGCCGCGGCUGGGCCUGGAGGCGCUCACCGGGCUGAGGGCGCUGGUGCUGCACCGCGUGCGCGGCCGCAUGCACUGGCUGCUGCCGCAGCUGCAGGUGCUGAGUGGCUUGACACGUCUGGAGUUGUUGGAUCUGGAUUACAUCGGCGGCGCCGCCAGCGCCAGCCAGUUCGACAAGGCGGCAGCGGAGGCGCGGGCGGAGGCGGAGGCGGCGGAGGCGGAGGCCCGCCGCGACGCGUGGCGGCGCGCGCGGCUGGCAGCGCACGGCGAGUGGACGCGGCGGGUUAAGGAGCAGAAGGCGCGGCGGGAGGCGCGGGCGGCGCGGCGUAGCGCGAGGGCGGCGGCGGCAGCGGCGGCAGGCGCAGCAGCGCAGGCGCGCGUAGCGCACGCCGCGGCCACGACCGCGGCCGCAGCUGCGGCUUCGACAGAGGCCGCGGCCGCAGCCGCUCCUGUUGCACCCCCCGGCGAGGUUGCGGCCACAUCUGCCGCCGACGCGGAGGUCAAUGACGGAGGCGGCGGCGACUGGGUUGUCGUGUCGGCGGCAGCCAGCAGCAUUGAGAUGGCCGGCGCCAGCACUGGGCUCGCGACUGGCAGCGACACGCUGCCGCUGGCUACUGCUGCACCAGUGGCCGCCGCGGGCUCUGCUGGUGCCGCCGCGAGCACCCCAGCGGCGCAGCACCCCAGCGGCGGCGGCUCAGCCUCAAACAUGGCUGCCUUCGUCACAGCCUCCAAAGCCGCAACAGCUGCCACAGCCGCCACCUGUGACGACGACGUCAGCGGCGGUGGCAGCGGCACCAGUACGGACGUGGAAAGCUGGAACUCGGAAGGAGACCCGCAGCUGGGCUUGCUGUGGGAUGCCAUGAUGAAUGACGACGCACACACCACCAGCAACGACACCACCGACGCCAACACCAGCGGCUGCAAUGCCACAGUUGGGUCGCCGGCAGCGCCGGCUCUGCCCCUGGACCCCGAUGACGGCGGCUACGCGGCGCCCUUCUUCGGGCUGCAUCACUUCCGGGGCUAUGAGCGGCCCUGGCCCCGGUGGCGCGAGGUCAUGGCGGCCCUGGGCGAUCUGGUGGCGGCGGUGUCGGGAGGAGGCGGCGGCGGCGCCGGCGGCGGCGGCGGCGGCGGUGGCGGCGGCGGCGGCGGCGGUAGUGGUGGGGGUGGGGGUGGGCUGCGGGUGCUGUCGCUGAACGUGGAGUGCCCCGCUGACCCCGAGCGAGGCCAGCCCGCCUGGGAGCUGCUGCUCCGCUCCGUGCGGCGCCACUGCCGCGGCCUCACAGAGCUGCGCCUGCCGCACCUGGGCCUCGCGUCCCAGCAGCAGGCGGCGGCGCUGGCGGCGGCGCUGCCGGCCUUGCGGCACCUGGAGCUGGGGUCGCUGCCCGCCGCCAGCCUCAGCCGCAGUGAUCUGGCGCGGCGGCGGCGGCUGCAGCGGCGCGACGCGGCGGCGGCGCGGCGGCGGGAGCGGGUGGAGGGCCGGGCGGCGGCGAGGGCAGGGCGGGGGGAGGCCUCGGAGGUGGAUGGCGGUGUGGCGGGUGCGGGGGCUGACUCCACGGCUGAGGCUGCUGGAGAAGGUGGCGGUAGUCCAGCCGCUGCCGCUACCGCUGCUACAGCCGCAGCAGCUGUUACAGCCGCAGCUGCUGCUACAGCCGCAGCAGCUGCUACAGCCGCAGCAGCUGCAACAGGCGCCGACAGUAGUGCUGCUGCUGUGGAGCGGCCGCAGCAGCUUCGCUCCCUGGAGGAACUGGAGCAACACUACCUGUGCAGGCAGCAGCAGCAGCAGCCAGGACGAACGGCGGUGCCAACGACAACACAGCAGCCGGCGCCGGCGUCGGCGCCGCACCCACAAGCGGUCUGGGUCGCGGGUAAGGGCACACGCACCACCCCAACCACCACCCCAGCCACGACCACCGCCGCCACCAGCACCACCAACAGCCAUGACGCCACCGCGAGCGAGCGGCUGGGUGCCGGCGGCGGCCGGCUGGCGUGUUUCCGCUCCCUGGAGUCUGUGGAUGUGCGCAGCUCGGCGGUGGAGGAGCUGGCGGCCUACGGGCUGCCGCUGGCGGCGGCGGGGCUGUGCCGGCGGCUGACGGGACCUGUGAGGCUGCAGCUGCGCAACCGCGCCGAGGGCCAGGCGGGAGACCACCUCACACUGGCGGUGACGGACCUGCUGCACCUGCACUCGUCGCUGCUGCCGGUGCUGCACACACUGCCGCCCGCCGCGCCCCUCGGCCCGCUACCGCCAGCUGCAGCCGCACAGACGCGCGACGCGGCUACUGACACUGAGCGCAGCAGCGGCACCGCCACCACCACCCCUACCACCACCACCCCUACCACCUCCCCUACCACCACCCCUACCACCACCCCUACCACCACGCCUACCACCACGCCUACCACCACCCCUACCACCUCCCCUACCACCACCCCUACCACCGCCACCGCCACCCAGCGCAGCACCGGCGCGGGUCUGGCGCUGCGUGUGGGUCCGGCCCGCGGCGCCACCGGGCCCCUGCUGAUGGCCAUGCUGGGCACCUGGGUGCCGCACUGCCUUGUGGAGCUGGAUGUGAGCAGCCUCACACACCCCGGCACCGCCUCCGGACCCGAGCUGCUCGGCACCCUGACGCGCAUCCAGAGUUCGCUGCCGCGCCUGCGCCGCCUUGCCACCUGCCUCUGGGCCGUGCGCCCCAGCUUACUCAGCCCCGACGCCUCCGGCUCUGACGGCGAGGUCCUCGCCGGCAACGGCGCGCCCGCAGCCGCCAGCAGCAGCAGCAGCAGCAGCAGCAGCAAGAGCAGCAGGGCCGCCGCGGAGGCGCGAGUGGCGGCGCUGACGCGCGCUGUGCGGGCGGCGGGCGGCGGGCGGGAUGCAGUGACGCGGGGGGCUGCGGGCGGGGUGCCGUGGGCGUUGGUGGAGUGCGUGCAGGGGCUGCACGAGCUGCAGGAGCUCCGACUCAAGGUGGUUGCCCUGGCCGACUGGGCGCGGCCGCCCGUGUCGCCUGGUGUGGGCGUGUCGAGGGCCUACCAGCCGCAGCGGGUGCCGCUGGGGCUGCUGGCGGCACUGGCGGUGCCGGCGGCGGGCCGGGCAGGGGGGCCGCUGAAGAUUGUGGACUGCAGUCCGCUGGAAUGCUGGUGCUGCGUUGACGACGCGGGGAAGGACGCGGACCCUCGCGCGCUGAUCACCAACACCCGCGCCGCCCUGGCAACGGUUUGCCGCACCCUCCACGGCAGCAGCAGCAGCAGUGGAAGUUGCAGUAGCAGCAGUGGCGGCAGUGGCGGCAGCAGCAGCAGUGGCGGCGGCUGUGUCCUGGUGCUGGCAGUGGAAGAGCAGUUGGCGGCGGCGGAGGGACGCAGCCCGGCGGCGGAGGAGCGGUGGCGAGAGGAGGUGGUGGCGGCGGGGCAGCAGUAAACUUAAAGAGCGCCAGCGUCAUUCACGCCCGCGAUGGGUGUGUGGGCAGUGUAAUCUGUGUGGUGUGGGGCGUUGUGAUUGAUGUUUGUGAGAUGACGCAGGGAGAAAGGCGGCGCAUGGAGUGUGCGCGUGGCGGCCUUGCAGAUACGUUUGUUGACUCUUGUCGGCAAGGCGUUGGUGGGGUCGUCGCGGGCUGCGGCAUGGUGGUGUGCCGUGAUGCUCUUGAUUGUACUGAAACGUACUGAAAGAGAGCCUGGGGCGGGUAGACACGCAGAGAGAAUCGUGAGCAGCUCAAGGGCCGCAUAGGUUACAGGGGGACCGAAGUGGAAGGGUUAGUGACUAACAACAACAUGAGUAGUCCCAGGCCUGGUGCACUACUGAGACGGGUCGCGCAUUGACCGCAGCGUGGCCGUCGCAAGGCCACGCUCAAUUAGCCUAUGAAUGUAUAAAUCGUUCAAGGAAGACUGCAAUCGCCAGCUGUGCUCGUCUAUCAGCCGCCUGCCCAAGCGGCGGGUUUGCGGUGCCCCGCCCGGUAUCACCAAUAAGUAAACGGGCUGCUUAGUAAUCACGAUAGCAACGCAGAAGCACACAGCCCACACCCACACAGCGCAAGCACAUCGGCCAGCAAGUAGUACCUGUACGAUACCGCUCGGUACAAUUACGAGAUGAACUGUUAUCACUGUACCGCAUACAAACAGCGCACGCAACGCACAACCAGUACUUUCCGCCUGCAAGAGAAUACCGCAGUAGGAUAACCGUCAACCCCGCACCCAACACCCGCGCGCGCGCAGCACCGCUGCCUGCAACACACGCAGGCCGCAUUGUCUUGGACAUUUCCACAUUCCUGCUCUCUCUCUGUCC
Messenger RNA from Chlamydomonas reinhardtii, 6702 nucleotides. RefSeq lists its product as uncharacterized. The record is from RefSeq and is a predicted model, not a curated record. Bases 766 to 5841 code for a protein of 1691 amino acids. The transcript is spliced from 9 exons. Lineage: Eukaryota; Viridiplantae; Chlorophyta; Chlorophyceae; Chlamydomonadales; Chlamydomonadaceae.